UGUGCGAGUCCAAUCUGUGGUACAAUGCCAUUGGCGAGUCCUGCGACUCACGUGACUGCUGUUCGGGUAGCGGGCUGUGAGCUGUUGUGUUCGGCGCGUACGGUGGGAACUGCAACGCUUUUUUAGGCGGCACGACUGAAAAGAAAAGUUGUGGCGUGUGUCCUCGCGUUUGGCUUGUGCCGACUGGCAUUCUGUGAAGUUUUACUUCAGUUCUUUGUGUGCAGUGAUGUUUGCUGUAAUAGCCGUUCGAAAUGAUUAAUGGAUCGAUUCCUGAUGUUUUUGUGUAGGGGCAACUUAGUGUGGUGGACACUAUAAUUGUUUCGAAGUUUGGCCGUCCUUUCUCCAACAAUGUCGAAAAUGAUAGUGACAAAGGAAGAAGCCUUACGUGUCUUGGAACUUGCUGGUACAAGUCCAUCAGAGACAGACAUACAGAUGCAUUACCAGAAGCUGGCACUCAAGUGGCACCCGACCAGGCAUGGAGCUAACUUGCGAUCUAUAGAGAGAUUUGACAGGUUGUGCCGGUCAUAUCUAGUACUCACUGAAGGACGAGAAUCAAUGAACACCUUACUGUCACAAACUGAAAUGUUGAAUGUGUUUAUCAAGGCCUUUGAGCUGGAAGGUAUACACUUUGGAAAAAAAGUCGCAGCUCAAGAUGCAGCUACGCAGUGCGAGUCGAGGCCUAGUACAAGCACGCAGUCGUCUUGGAUACAGCCUUCUGCAUCCGAAAGCACUACUACUGCUUCUGCUGGUGCUUGUGCUUCGGGUGAUGCUUGUGCUUCGGGUGAUGCUUGUGCUUCGGGUGAUGCUUGUGCUUCGGGUGAUGCUUGUGCUUCAGGUGGUGCUUGUGCUUCAGGUGGUGCCAGUGCUUCUGCUGGUGCUAGUGAUGCUGCUGGUGCUAGUGAUGCUGCUGAUGCUAGUGAUGCUGCUUCUGCUACUACUGCCACAGUGACGUCUUCAACAGGAAAGAAACUAGCAGAAAAAGCCGAGCAGAAUCUACAAGCAGUUGCAGCUGCUUCUGUUGAAGAAAAGUCACAAGAGAAGAAGAAGAAAAAGAAGUCCUCUAAAAAGACUAAAAAGCGUCGCCAACAGCGAGAGAAGCAGCAGUCAAGCAAGUCGUCCAAAAAAGACAGCUCCAGCAGUUCCGAAGAUGAAAAGAGGGAGACAGAUGAGGAUGAGGAUGAACUGGACCCCAACAGUGCUUUUGUGGCCAUGGCACUUAGCCGAAAGGCCAAAGGAGCUGUACCAAGGCCCACUGUUGCCUCGGGUGGCGUCAUUCCCAAGACACCAAAAAAGUCUGCAGAUGACGUUGUCACUCGGAGCCGGAAGCUGGCCCGUGAAGGAUACGAAAUGUGCAAUCUGGGGCGCCACAAGGAAGCCAUUGACCUGUUCACCCAGGCCAUUAAGUUGCAUGCAGAAGAGCACAGUUACUUUGGGAACCGGUCAUACUGCUACACCAUUUUAGGAAAGUAUGACAAGGCCCUCAAGGAUGCUGAGAAGGCAAUCAGCCUGCAGCCCCAGCUAGCCAAGGGCUACUACCGUCGUGCCAAGGCACAGCUUGGUCUGGAGAAGUACAGUGAGGCUGCAGAAUCAUUUAAGAGGGUGCUUGAGAUUGACCCAUCCUGCCAGGAGGCCCAUAUUGAUUUGCGCAGUGUGCAUGUCUUUGAGAUCAUGAGCAUGGGUUUCACACAGGACCAGGCUGAGUGGUCCUUGACUCACGGAAACGAAGAUGUGCAAACAGCCAUAAAUAUACUUUGUGGCCCAGAUGCAGUUGUGCCUGAUGUUAAGAUGAAUCCUUGCAACAUGGAUGGCUUUCGCUCUCUCUGGGUUGGCAACAUCAAACCUGAAGUCACCGAGAAGAUGCUCACUGACCUGUUCCGGCGUUACGGAGAUGUGCACAGCAUUCGAAUCCUGCAUGACCGGCACUGUGCCUUCAUCAACUACGGCAACAAGCUGUCUCCUGGAAAAGCCAUGGAGGCAUUGCAAGGCUAUGUGCUGUGUGGAUCAGCAAUUCUCAUCCGGUUUCCAGAUAACAACUACCUAGAGAAUGGAUCUAAGAAAGAGCCAGUGACAGUGCUUCGAAAGUCCAGUCUGAAGAUGUCUGCAGAGGAGCAGAAGCUUGCCAGCGCAUCAAGUGAACCGAAAGCCAAGAUAUCUGGGCCUGUGAAUGGCAAUGAGUGUUACUUCUGGAGAACUUCUGGCUGUGCCUAUGGUGAUAACUGCUACUUUGUCCACAUUCCUAGUCACAAGGGUAUCGACUGGAAAGCACCGCAUAGCACUGGAAAGUUCAAAUGAUGCACAGCUGUUGUUUCUGUGACUGUGGAAGCGAAAGGUUCACCAUGAAACUGCCUUGCACCGAAGACAGCUUUGUGACAACAGAAAAUGGCUCCUCCGAUUUUGGGACCAAAUCACUGGAAUGGCCAAUCAUCCAUCAUGUUUGCUCAUUGUUUGCUUUGUAUAACUGCAACAUCUUUAUUGUUUGUGCAUUUUUUUUUCCUUCUUCUUUCCUUUGUGAAGCCAAAAGUUUGGCGGUUGCCUUGGGCUGUAACGAGUCUCCUUUGACUGCUGUGCCCUGACUCACACACCCUGGCUGUGAUAAUGCAACUAUGACUGUGUAAUUGUGUGCUUUGUUUUAGAUUCUAGAUUCAUGUUAGUUGUGGCUCCUAGUCCCCCUUGAAUUUUUUUUAUAUUGUGCUGCUUUGAUUGCUUUUCUUUCCUGCUCAACUUCACUGUGUAAGUUUGAAUAGUGUGUUACCCUAGAAAAGGGUCCAGAGUUGCAGUUCACAGGGUGUGCUCUGGUUAAGACAAUCAAAUACUCGUGGCCUUUGGUAGUCUAUGCCAAUUUCAGAGCUAAAAUGUGGUGCUCUGUUUAUGCAGUUUUUGUCAGCUGCUGGCUUUACUCUUAAACCUAUGCACCUUGUUUAUGCCAAGAGCUGUUAUGAGACACUGUUGUCCAUUGUGCUUUUGUGCACUGGACCGUGCAAAAGUUGUUUUCUCUGCAAGUGUUCAUUAGGAGUGCCCCUGUGUUUGUGCCUUGUUAAGAUGGCAUUUAAGUAACUUGAAGCAAGAAGUCUUAUUUUUGUUAUAAAAUAAAUGAAACAAUCAAUUUUACAUCA
Dermacentor silvarum is the source of this 3113-nucleotide messenger RNA. RefSeq lists its product as uncharacterized. NCBI's taxonomy places the organism in Eukaryota, Metazoa, Arthropoda, Arachnida, Ixodida, Ixodidae. The transcript is spliced from 15 exons. Bases 349 to 2292 code for a protein of 647 amino acids. The record is from RefSeq and is a predicted model, not a curated record. Gene Ontology annotation, molecular function: RNA binding; metal ion binding; protein binding.